UUCAGACAUCGGCAGUAUCCGAGUGCGGUGGCGUGGUGCUUUUUCGCUUGUCGCGGAUUUCGAAUCACUCCUUUCAAUCAAGUGCAUUUUUAAUUGCUAAACAACAAUUGAGAUAAGACGGUAUCGCCUGCGAUAACGAGACGGUCAUAAUAGAUCAGUUUAUCAGCGGCUCAAAAGCGGCUUGACGACACCAUCGGGAUACGGUUUGCCGAAAAUAGCUCCGGAUUAUUAGGAAACAACUGUCGGGGAAAACGACGAAAAACAGACGACAGUCGAAGAACGUGCAAACCGUUUGUCUGCGAGAAAUUGAAAAACGAGGGUAUUUUUUUUAUUUCGCCCAGUUUGCCAGAGAGCAAAACUGUCGUCUCGCGGUACAUCGCAAAACUUUGAAGAGACGAUCCAAGAGACUGAGAGAAAUCAUCAUUUAGAGACCAUUCAGCAACAGCACAUCUACCAGCAGAAACGGAUUCCCCUGGCCUGGCUGGAAUCACCAUCAGGUCAAGUUACGCCAAGAAGUACAUAAGUACAAGCUAAAGCCGCGGAGCGAGUUUAGUUCGAAGCCGGGCUUCAACGCGUUCAGAUUGAUAUUCCAUUUGCUUGGUGUGCGACUCAAUACGUUUUGCAUCCUCACACAGCAUCCGUUUCCUCCAGCCGUGGGUAGGCAGAGGAGUAAGGAUAUCCCUUGGCAACUUGGCAAUCGCCAGUCCCCAGAUAGAAAGUUGGUGCAAACAACACUGAAUGUGUUGGAAUCCGUUGAAGUGUCUACGCUAGUGUUUUACUGCUGCGAUAACCAUAACAUGUGGUAGACGCCCAUUAGAGAUCUACAUAAUUAGUGCAUCCCAUAGGAAGUGAGCUUAAUCAAUACGGUGUUACAAGGAUCAUUCGGUCAGUCCACGUUGAGGUUGAAGUGUGUGAUAGAGAGCGUUGUGGCGUGAUCCGCAGCAAGGUGCAUCUGCUUUAUAUUUUUCUUUCGGCUUGAACAGCGUGAAGAGAACCUACAAUAUCAUCAGCCACAACAAUCCCAUCGCUGCUCGUGGUUGUGGAAGUGUGUGGAUCCUGUCAAUAAGAAUCUGAUCUAAAGCGUGGGGACCCGUCUGCUGGCAAGUUCAGUUGUCUUCUGGACGUGCUAGUGAAAAGGUGUUCUCUCUGGUGGGGAUUAAAGGCCACAGUUAGCCUAAGUGAUUUACAUUCCUGUAGGGAUCACCCUAAGAAGACAGCAAGCAGUUCAUUUCAAACGACAUACCGUUGACUGAUCGGCCUUCCUCCCUGACGUCGGUCAACAGUUCGCGUGUCUUCAAAAUCUCGGCCAAGCAGCCAGCAGCGACAAACGAGCGGACUUCCAGCCGCCAUUCCUUCCCGUGGAAAGCGUUCCCACAAGAAAAAAACACGACGCAACAAAAACGAAACAAUGCCUGCUCGCUUCGAGGACGUCACUACUGACACCCGCCGCGGUGUCCCCCGGGACCUUGGGGGACACUACGAUGGCUGCCAGAUUCGGGAUGACGUUUGUAUCACGGGGUUUUCCGGCCGCCUCCCGGAGAGCUCCAACAUUGACGAGUUCAAGCGAAAUCUGAUGGAGGGUAUCGAUAUGGUAAAUGACGAUGAUCGCCGUUGGCCCCGGGGCCUGUACGAGCUGCCGACCCGGAUCGGCAAAAUCAAGGACGAAGAUCUGCAAAAUCUUGACGCCGAGUUCUUCAAGAUUCCCCCGAAACAGGCAGAAUGUAUGGACCCUCAGAUGCGAAUGCUGCUCGAGUGCACUUACGAGGCUAUCAUUGAUGCUGGCAUCAACCCUCAGGAGAUUCGUGGCAGCCGAACGGGCGUCUAUAUCGGAUGCUCCAAUUCGGAAACCGAGCAGCACUGGUGUGCCGAUCCGGAUCUGGUCAAUGGGUACGGGCUGAUCGGUUGUGCUCGUGCUAUGUUUGCCAACCGACUUUCGUACACGUUUGACUUCAAAGGACCGAGUUAUGCAGUUGAUACAGCCUGUUCCAGCUCUCUGGUAGCCAUGUCGACGGCUUUUGCCGAUAUGAAGGCGGGACGCUGCGACGCGGCCAUCGUGGCCGGUUGUGGGUUGAUCCUGAAGCCAACCAUGUCAUUGCAGUUCAAAAGACUGAAUAUGUUGGGCAAGGAUGGUACUUGUAAGGUGUUUGAUGAAUCCGGUAACGGCUACGUGCGUUCCGAUGGGUGCGUUGUCACAUUUAUGCAGCGUGCGUCGGACUCACGUCGUAUCUACGCCAGCGUUUUGAAUGUGCGUAUCAAUACCGAUGGGUACAAAGAACAGGGCAUUACAUAUCCCAUCGGGGAAAUGCAGAAGCGACUCAUUAAGGAAACUUAUGAAGAAAUAAGUCUCAACCCAGCAGAUGUAGUUUACGUCGAAGCUCACGGAACUGGUACCAAAGUUGGAGAUCCUCAGGAAGUAAAUGCCAUUACGGAUUACUUCUGCAAGGAUCGCAAGACUCCUCUGUUGAUCGGUUCGGUCAAAUCAAACAUGGGACACUCGGAACCUGCUUCAGGAGUGUGCUCGAUCGCCAAAAUGUUGAUCGCUAUGGAAGCUGGUAUCAUUCCUGGAAACCUGCAUUACAAAAACACCAACCCAGAUCUUUACGGAUUGAUGGAUGGACGCGUAACCGUCGUAGACCGUAAUCUCCCGUGGAACGGUGGCAUUAUUGGGUUGAACUCUUUCGGCUUUGGUGGAGCCAAUGCUCAUGUCAUCAUGAAGUCUCACCCUAAACCGAAACCCAUCAGUCCCAAGGACGGUUUCCCUAAAUUGGUGCUGGCCUCGGGUCGAACAGAUGAAGCUGUAGAAGCCUUCCUAGACGCAGCUGCAGAAAACAAAGACGAUGAGGAACUUGUUGGAUUGAUGAACGAAAUUCAAAGCAAGAAUAUACCGCUUCAUUUCCAUCGCGGUUAUACUGUACUUGGUGACGGUCAAGCUGUUCGAGAAGUCCAAGAGCUGAAUGAUGAAAAACGCCCGAUUUGGUUUAUCUAUUCGGGUAUGGGCUCUCAGUGGGCUAGUAUGGCCAAGGACAUGAUGCGCGUCGAGGUGUUUAGCAACAGUAUCCACCGUUGCGCUGAGGCUCUACGUCCCGAGGGUAUCGAUCUGAUCGACAUUCUCACUAAGAGUGAUGAAAGCAGGUUCGACAACAUUCUCAACUCAUUUAUUUCGAUUGCCGCUGUUCAAGUGGCUCUUACCGAUGUUUUGAACCACGUCGGUAUCAACCCGGAUGGUAUGGUUGGCCACUCGGUUGGUGAGUUGGGAUGCGCCUACGCCGAUGGUUGUUUCACGCCGGAACAAACCGUACUGGCUGCCUACUGGAGAGGUCGUAGCAUCCUGGAUACCCAACUGCAGCCUGGUCAGAUGGCAGCCGUUGGACUUUCGUGGGAGCAGUGUAAGGAACGUCUACCAAAGGACAUCAUUGCUGCUUGUCACAACAGCAGCGACAGUGUUACAAUCUCCGGUCCCGUUGACUCAGUCAACAAGUUCAUUGCUGAGCUCAACGGUGAAGGCGUCUUUGCCAAGGGCGUUAAAUCAUCCGGCAUUGCUUUCCACAGUCGAUACAUCGCUGAUGCAGCCCCAAAACUACGAAAAUCCUUGGACAAGAUUAUACCCAACCCGAAGAACCGUUCACCGCGUUGGAUCAGUACCAGCAUCCCGGAAGAAGCUUGGAACACACCCCUGGCCCAGCAGUCUUCAUCGGCAUAUCACGUGAACAAUCUGCUCUCAUCGGUCCUGUUCGCUGAAGGACUCCGCCACGUUCCCGCCAAUGCUAUUUGCAUCGAAAUCGCACCCCAUGGUUUGUUGCAGGCCAUCCUGAAGCGUGCUCUCGGCAAGGAUGCAACAAAUCUGAGCCUGAUGAAGCGAGCUACCGAGAACAAUGUCGUUUUCAUGUUGAGCAAUCUUGGAAAACUAUAUGCAGCUGGUGCUCAACCACAGGUACAGAGACUGUAUCGCCCGAUCUCUUUCCCGGUAGGACGUGGUACUCCAAUGUUGAACUCGCUCAUCAAGUGGGAUCACUCUAACAAAUGGUUCCUCGCCAAGUUUGGAGUUGAAAACCGAUCUGGCGAAACUAUCAUCGACGUAAAUCUUGAGAAACCAGACGAUGCCUAUCUGGCUGGUCAUACCAUCGAUGGCCGAGUGCUGUUCCCGGCUACCGGUUACAUGACCUUGGCGUGGCGAACUUUCGCCAAGAUGCGUGGUGCCGACAUUGAGAAGACCCCGGUAGUGAUCGAGAAUGCUGUGUUCCACCGGGCAACUAUUCUGCCGAAAGAUGGAUCCGUCAAAUUUGGGGUCAACUUUUUCGAUGGCACAGGUGCGUUCGAGAUUUGUGAAGGUGGUUCAUUGGCCGUUUCUGGUAAAAUCUCUAUUCCUGAGAAAAUUGAAAACGAAGAAUUGGAUUUGUAUCCGUUGGAAGACGACAAAAGCGGAAUUCCCAUGAACACGAGCGAUGUAUACAAGGAGUUGCGUCUGCGUGGCUACGACUACGGUGGAAUUUUCAGGGGCGUUACCAAGUCCGAUGGAAAGGCUAUCAAGGGAGAGUUACAGUGGAAGGAUAACUGGGUCAGUUUUAUGGAUACCAUGUUGCAGUUUAGCAUUUUGGGUAAAAAUAUGCGCGAUUUGUAUCUGCCGACUCGAAUUGAGAAGAUUAUCAUCAAUCCGGCCCGUCAUAUGGACAUGAUGAAUACAUUAAAGUCCAAGGACCAGGAUGUUCCAAUCAGUGUUUACAGAAACAUCGAUGUGAUAAAGAGUGGUGGUGUGGAAAUGCGUGGACUCAAGGCUACGUUGGCACCAAAACGUUCUGGUUCACAGGCUCCGCCCACUUUAGAGAAGUAUGUGUUUGUUUCGAACAACAACGAUAAAGAAUUGGGAGACAGCAGUGAAAAGGCUCGAUUCCGAUCGAUCGCCGCAGCUACGCACAUUGCUAUCGAGAACAGUGCUGGAGCGUUGAAAAUCAAAGUUGCUGAAGCAUGCUUCCAACGCGCACCGGAGAAUACUAUGGCAUCGAUUGUACAAGAAGUAAUCGAGGGUGAACCAACGCUCGUCAGUGAUGUAGCCGUCUGUACCAAUUAUCAACCGGAUGUUUUGACCCAACAUUUCGGUGAUAGUGGAGUACGUGUGGUGGCUAAAGAUGCUACAGCAGGAGCUAUCGAACAAGGGUGUCAUAUGGCUAUUUCCUACGAUAUCCUUGGACGUGAUGAUGGGCAAACGGUACUUUCCAAUCUUCGGGCUUCCAUCCGUGAUGAUGGAUUUAUACUACUGGAAGAAUCUCGCACAGCGUUCGAUGCUGCUAAGAAGGGAAAAGUGAUGUUCGACGCCUUGAAACUGGCCAUUGUAUCUUAUCAGGUUUGCGAGAAGAAAGUCUUCAUUUUGUUGCGUCCCGCUAUUGAUUACGUACAACGCAAGUCUGUCAUCAUUCCUGUGACCGAAAAGAACUUCACUUGGUUGGACAGUCUAAAGAAAUCUCUCGCUAAAGCUGAAGAAACUAACACCUAUAUCUACUUGGUUUGCCAAGGUGAGGAAUUAUUCGGUGGACAAGGUUUCAUCAACUGUAUCAAAAACGAAGUUGGUGGAAAGUAUGCUCGGAUGAUUUUCAUUCAGGACAAGCGGGCUGAAAAGUUUUCACUUACUGGAAAACUCUAUGUUGAACAGCUACAAAAGGAUCUGAUUUGCAACGUACUUAACUCCACUGGUACCUGGGGAACAUUCCGUCACCUACGUUUGGACAACCAAUCCAAUGUAUCAUCGCUGCAAGUUGAACACGCGUAUGUCAACGCUCUCACUAAGGGUGAUUUGGCGAGUUUGAAGUGGAUUGAAGGACCGUUGGCUCGGGAGAAACCCGAUCCCAAAGACAAACGCAUUGAACUGUGCACUGUUUACUAUGCCCCGAUCAACUUCCGUGAUGUGAUGUUGACGUCUGGAAAGUUGGGAGUCGAUGCUCUUCCCGGAGACUUGCCAACACAGGACUGUAUUCUCGGCUUAGAGUUUUCAGGACGUGAUUCUACCGGACGUCGUAUUAUGGCCAUGGUUCCCGCCAAAUCACUGGCCACCACUUGUAUCGCGUACCGUAACAUGAUGUGGGAGAUUCCGGACAACUGGACCAUGGAGCAAGCUUCGACCGUACCGUGCGUCUACUCCACGGUGUACUACGCUCUGGUUGUGCGGGGUCGUAUGAAGCGUGGCGAAUCUAUCCUCAUCCAUGCUGGAUCCGGAGGCGUUGGUCAGGCUGCAAUCUCAGUGGCACUGUCCGCCGGCUUGACUGUCUUUACUACCGUCGGUAGCAAGGAAAAGCGAGAAUUCUUGAAACGCAACUUCCCGCAGCUGCAGGAUAAGAACAUCGGCAACUCACGUGACUGUUCGUUUGAGCAAAUGGUUAUGCGCGAAACACAAGGUCGUGGUGUUGAUUUGGUGUUGAAUUCUUUGUCCGACGAGAAACUUCAGGCUUCUGUGCGUUGUUUGGGUUUGAAUGGUCGUUUCUUAGAAAUCGGCAAGUUUGAUUUGAGCAACAACAGCCCGCUGGGAAUGUCAGUGUUCCUUAAGAACACUUCCUUCCACGGAAUUCUGGUAGACAGCAUUAUGGAUGGUGAUGAAGAUACGUUGGCCGAGGUGACUAAACUUGUGGCUGCUGGUAUUAAAAGCGGUGCCGUCCGGCCGCUGCCAACAUCCGUUUUCAGCGAUCAACAGGUGGAACAGGCUUUCCGUUUCAUGGCAUCUGGCAAGCACAUCGGCAAGGUCGUUCUGAAAAUUCGUGAGGAGGAAAAAGCUAAGGUGGUUAUCCCAACUCCCAAGUUAAUUGCCUCGAUUCCUCGCACCUACAUGCACAAGGAGAAGAGUUACAUUCUGAUCGGUGGUUUGGGAGGUUUUGGAUUGGAACUUUCCAAUUGGUUGGUAGCACGAGGAGCUACCAAGAUUGUGUUGACUUCCCGCAGCGGAAUCCGUACCGGAUACCAGGCAUUGAUGGCUCGACGUUGGCGCGAACGUGGGGUUACCGUAUCGAUCGAUACCAAUGACGUGACUACACUGAAGGGUGCCCAGAAAUUGCUAUCAGAAGCUAACAAAUUGGGUCCAGUAGGAGGAGUGUUCAACUUGGCUGCUGUUCUGCGCGAUGGUCUGAUCGAAGAUUCCAGUGAAGCUGACUUUAAGACUGUUUGUGUGCCUAAAAUUGAUGGAACCAAAAAUUUGGAUCAAGCAACCCGUGAAUUGUGCCCGGAGUUGGACUACUUUAUCUGCUUCUCCAGUGUAUCGUGUGGUCGAGGAAACAUUGGCCAGGUGAACUACGGGUUGGCUAACUCAGCUAUGGAGCGUAUUUGCGAGGCUCGUCAAGCAGUAGGUCUGCCUGGAACGGCCAUUCAGUGGGGAGCUAUCGGUGAUACUGGGUUGGUGUUGGAGAAUCUCGGAGACAAUGACACCGUUAUCGGUGGAACUUUGCCUCAAAGAAUGCCUUCGUGCCUUCAAACUAUGGACUACUUCUUGCAGCAACCGUGCCCUGUCCUGGCCUCUAUGGUGGUUGCCGAGAAACGAAAGGCCGAAACUGGAGGCGCAGGACUGGUUAGCAGCAUUGCUAAUAUUCUUGGUCUCAAGGAUACCAAGAAUGUGUCCGAUGGGUCUUCACUUGCAGACCUUGGAAUGGACUCACUGAUGGGUGCUGAAAUCAAACAAACUCUCGAACGCAACUUUGACACUGUCCUCAGCGCCGCCGAAAUUCGUACUCUAACCUUUGGAAGACUAAAGGCCAUGGAAAGUGGAGGUGGAGAUGCCGGCGCAGGAGCUUCAGCCACUAGUACGACUACAUCGGAACCCAAACAGCAAGACCAAAAUGGAUUGGGUGAUGGAACUCAAGUUCAGUUUAGUGCAGAGCUCCUUCCUUCGAAAUGUCUCGUUCGAUUGGAAUCGAAGGCUCCGGCUACCAGUAAGGAUAAACCAGUGUUCAUGAUUCACGCCAUUGAAGGUGUCAUCACAUCCCUCAUUCCACUUGCAAAGACAAUCUCGGUUCCAGUCUAUGGACUGCAGUGCGUAGCCGAAGCUCCACUAGAAUCACUCGAAGCACUUUCAGCAUACUACAUCAAACAAAUUCGAACGGUACAACCCAAGGGUCCGUACACAAUUAUUGGAUACUCCUUCGGAGCGUCCAUUGCCUACGAAAUGGUAGCUCAAUUGGAGAAGAGCAAAGAAACCUGUCGUUUAUUGAUGCUCGACGGAUCACCGCGAUACGUCAGCUGGUACACUGAAACGCAGAAACAACGAAACGCUAACGGUGAGGUUGUACAGGCCGAGGACGAAGCCUUCGCAUUGGCCUAUUUUGCCAUGGUGUGUGGCAAGCUGGACUACCACAAAACUGCCCAAGAACUGGUCACAUCCAAGUCCUGGGACGCGCGGUUAACCAAAUGUGCUGAGAUGGUCCGAACUAAACUGCCUCAAUAUUCACAGCAGUUGCUCGAGGCGACUGCGAAGUCUUUCGUGCACAAAAUUGUUGCUAGCCAUCUGUACAAACCCACCUCCAAAAUUACAUGCCCGGUCAAACUGGUCAAGCCAACAGAGAACUACGCCAAGCUUCAGGGUGAUUAUGGUCUAUCGGAGCUUUGCACCAAGGAGGUCAAGGUUGUGACGGUGAAGGGAGACCAUCGAUCGAUGCUGGCGGGUGAUUCCAUGAAUGAAAUUUCUAAACUUAUACAAGAACUGAUCUAAGGACUGCACUUUCGUCUCCACUCUAAUGGAACAAGCACAAACAUGUCACAUCAUCCGGCUCCGCGAAAUGAUACAAUUCUGUCCACUCAAGUAGAGAAGAUGUAAUUUAUUCUACACAAACUACAAUGCACUACAUUACGUUAUUCCCAAGGGGUUGGGAAGCAUCCAUCUGCCUUAGUUUGAUAAGAUACAAGCAUUAGUUCAAAGGUCGUGAUUGGUGAGAAUUAGCAUUUCAAUGGUUUUUCUAUUCUCAUUUAACUGUUGCUAAAAAGUUUAAAGGAAACUGUCACAAUUUCUUUAGUCAGGUCCAAAUAAUAUAGGAAUUGUGAUACUAUUCUUUGCUUUCAAACAUAUUUAAUCUCUCAAAAAAAAAACAGUAAACAUGAAUCUUUAGGAAAAAAAAAUCACGUGAAACAUCGCGCUGAACAUUUGUUCGCUUUGUGUAAAUCCGUCAUUGUGCGGAUGUAAAAAGAUAACAAAAAAUCAUUUUUUUGGAAAGUAUAACAUUCCAUUGUAGAAUAUACAUAGACAUGAUUCCUUCUAGCUUUGUUUCGUUUUAGGAUGUAGUUUUAAGGUAAAAGUAAAUGGGGAUUAUAUUCCUUCAAAAUCACUAGACUUCGUACUAUUUAAAGUGAAACGAGUGUUUUACAUCACAUAUGUGGUAGCUUUAUUGUUUGACAAAAUAAUAAUAAAAAAAAGCUAAAUGAAA
Molecule: messenger RNA, 9386 nt
Organism: Uranotaenia lowii
Lineage: Eukaryota; Metazoa; Arthropoda; Insecta; Diptera; Culicidae
Gene: FASN1
Product: fatty acid synthase
Exons: 11
Coding region: 1409-8677 (2422 amino acids)
Biological process (GO): fatty acid biosynthetic process
Molecular function (GO): fatty acid synthase activity; phosphopantetheine binding; oxidoreductase activity
Source: RefSeq, a predicted model, not a curated record